Messenger RNA from Haliotis rubra (blacklip abalone), 4593 nucleotides. RefSeq names its product PHD finger protein 12-like. The transcript is spliced from 16 exons. Gene Ontology annotation, cellular component: Sin3-type complex; nucleus. Gene Ontology annotation, biological process: negative regulation of transcription by RNA polymerase II. NCBI's taxonomy places the organism in Eukaryota, Metazoa, Mollusca, Gastropoda, Lepetellida, Haliotidae. Gene Ontology annotation, molecular function: protein binding; transcription corepressor activity. The record is from RefSeq and is a predicted model, not a curated record. Bases 310 to 3027 code for a protein of 905 amino acids.
CAAUGUCGGACAUUUUGCGCCAACUUUCUGGGUUUGUCAGAUACUGCAACUACUAAAACUGUUAUAUUUUAUAACAGUGGGUGUAAAUUAACUCGCAAGUGGCUAAAAUGCAAAACACAGUGAAAUUCUAAUUGAGUGAUGUAAAGGAACUGGUCCUAUCAGCCCCAGUUCAAGUGCAAGAUUGCUCUGAAGUGGGUGAUCCGGUCGAAGGUGAUGUAGUCGAGAAUAGAGAAUGGAGUUCGACUUGUGACAGCAGUAUUUUGAAGAAUUAUAUCUGACGUGCAUGGGCUAAUCUACAUACAAAUCAGGAUGGCUACUGUUGAAUAUGAUUUGGAUACGUCUGGCGGACUGAUGGAGCAAAUCCAGAAGCUUGUUGCACCACCUGUCAGUGAAGAGUAUGCGAGACGAAUGAGAAGACGAGACCGUGAACAUCGAAGACACGGUCGUUCUGUCAACCAUGACUGUUGUGACAGCUGCAAGGAAGGUGGCGAUCUUCUCUGCUGUGAUCGUUGUCCAGCAGCUUUUCAUUUGCAAUGCCAUGAUCCGCCAUUAGAGGAAGAUGAUCUGCCUCCAGGGGAAUGGAUAUGUCAUAGGUGCCGGAUCGCUGACAACCAGAGCAAGGAGGAUCCAGUUCCAAGUACAUCUACUGGAUCAAGAGGUCGUCCAAAGAGGCAACAUUCUCAAGAAGAUGAAAAAGAUGUGCCAGAACACCCCCUUCAGACCCUUGCAAAAGCUGCUCGUCUCAUGAACCCCAUUCAGUUUGAUCUGACAAAGGAUAUUGCAUGCACUAUUCCACUUCCAGGAUCAAGCAAAAGAAGAAUUGGGAGUCGAGGACCCAGUCGAAAAGCUCCUCAUGAACUGGACAAUGGCAUGGUGCCACUACCAGCUAAAGUUUGCUUCCAGUGCAGCAGGAGUUGUCGGGUGGCCCCCCUGAUCCAGUGUGACUAUUGCCCACUACUGUUCCACCUGGACUGUCUUGCCCCACCUCUUACCAGCUUCCCCACAGGCAGGUGGAUGUGCCCCAACCAUGUGGAGCAGAGUGUGGAUGAGUACCUGUUGAAGUCUCUGAGUCUGUGUGAGAGGGUGAAGCUGUGGGACCGGUCAGCAGGUCAUGUGGACCAGCAUGCAGUCAAGGUCAACUUCCUACACAAAGCGCAUCGCCAGAAUCCUCCCUUCAGGUUCAAGAGAAGACUCCCAUCAAGGAAGACUAUUACUAUACCGCAAGCAAUAAAAGAUCACUACAACAAUCCUCCCCCAUUACUUCCAAGGGCAGCUACAGCAACACUUGGCAGUGUGGAAACGUCCAGCCAGGCUGCAUCAUCAUCAGAGGCAACACUUGAAGAACAAGAGGAGUGGCUGACAGCUGUUGUGUCUCUUCAAACAAGCAUUGCCAAAUUCCUGGCUCAGAAACAAUUACAAAAAUCAUCUGAUAGUGCUAAAUCAGACUCUGGUCGCUGUGAACACGGUAAGCCCACAGCGUCGGUGGCUCCGGUGAUACAUCGAGAUACAGACAAUGCUCAUUGUAGUCUGGCAGCUGGAGAUGCCCAACCCUCACAUACAUUCAAGGAUAGCAACGACUGUGAUAGGACUAAUAGCUUGAAUGGAUCUGGCUUGACCAGUCCACAGGAGACAUUACCCAACGGCCCAUUCGAGAUCGGUAAGGGAGCAGCAAUAUCCCUCCUCCAUGGAGGCACUGCAACAACCAGCAGUAGCGCCAUGAAUGGUGAGAUGGAGUACGCAGAUGUUCAGAAAACGAAGCCUGAUGCUGUUGUGAUACGGACAAGAAGUAAUAGUGCUGACUCAGCUUCUCCCAAUGUGGUCAAGGUCACAUGGCCCUGUGGUGAAAAACAGGUUUCUGGUGGAGUGACAAAUACACAAGGGAAAAAUAUCUUAAUCAGUGCUAUUAAUAAAGUGACAAAAGUGUUGCCCAAUUCCAGUCAGGUGGGAAAGGUUGUGCUACCAGCAAAUAUGGCAGCCAAGAAUGUGAGUGGCAGUAACCCUACCUCAAUUCUCUCCCCACGGGUCACAAUGCAGCCAGCUGUGAAGAUUGCCACCCCUGGGGGUAAACCCUCAUCAACUGGCUCAGGUUCUACAUCCACUCCUAAAGUCAUCACAGUAUCUGCUUCUCCUUCAGGAGUGAAAUCUUCCGGCAGCAGCAAUGUGGCAAUAUCUCAGGGAAAGGGAAGUAACUCAAGUAAUCUGAGCUCACUGCCUACAAUCAUCAAUGUCAACUCUACUCUACAGCAGCUAAUAGAAGGAAAUCAAGAUUGUGAGUUAAACAAGAUUGAUGAGAAGUUGAUCCAAAUCCUUGCAUGGCAACGAUUACAGCAGUUGAUGUCAUCAUCAAACAAGUCCCAAUCACCACCGAACAAGAAGAGUCUUCUCAAUGGCCUUCUAUCUCAACCAGGGUCCAGCGAUGUUCGAGCACGGGCUGUGCUGUGUCCACUCACAGGGAAGGGUCAGGCCGUUCCGAUGCCCUACAGAACACUCAGUAUUGGCACAGGUGCAGACAUGGAUGUGUCCCUCAGUCAGUUUGGAAACUGCAACUUCGUCUCAGCAAAACAUGCCUGUAUUUUUUAUGAUGAGAUGACCCGUCACUAUGAGCUGCUGAACUACAGCGAGCACGGAACAACGGUUGACAAUGUGCUGUACUCGUGUGACUUCUCGGACAAACCAGCGACCACCCCACAGCCUUCGCCUAUCGUGGCUGCUGUGAGGGAGAUCAACAGCAAAGCCCGACGGAGAUCUGAUUCUGAUCCUGAAAAACUAGAAAAACACACCAUGACAGCUAAAGCUCACGAUCUGCCACGCCCCUGCAACUGUCGAGUAAGCAGCUCAAGUCUCAUCGGAGGGAGUGGUGCUGGCUGGGAGGGCACGGCCCUGUUGCAUCAUGGGAGCUACAUCAAAGUGGGAUGCCUCCAGUUUGUGUUCAGCAUUGUCGAUCAGGCGGCUUCAGAACCCAUAAUAGAGAAAAAAGUUGAAUCUAUGUCAUUGUUAAAAACUCACUUAAAGGCAGCAGCUCAGUAACAGGAGUUCAUGUAAGGAUCUUCCCGUAAACAUUUUACUUAGGUUUUUGUUGUUUUUUCUAUGACUUUUAUGGAAAUAUUUGUUAAAUAACAGUUGCUUAGUUUACAGCUAACAUUAAUUUAUUCUUGUGUCAUGAUUUUCUAAUACUGUCUUCAGAUUCAAUAACUUUCGUCUUUAACUUUCCCUUCGUUUGUCAAAUGACAAGUGAAAUAUACUUGCCUCUGUACUUACUGUUAAUCAUAUGUUACACAACAGUCAUAUCUAAUGCAGUGGAGGAAAUCUGGUUGAAACUACCAUUUGACUGCUGUCUUCUUUGAGUGGCAUUUAGAAAUUGAGGUGAUGAACAACGGGUAAAGUUCUUUGGAUAUACAACUUUAUUAUCAGUGGAAGCAACAUAUCAGUGUACAUGCUAACACUGUUAUCAUCUACACUGAACACUUGAUUACAUUAUUAAUAAUGAAGUGUAUAAUCAUAAAUCUUUCCCUGUUUUAUUGCCACUUUAUUAGUGUCUAAUUACAAUUAAUAUGAAGUGGAAAUGUAAGCAGCAUAUUUGUUGAAGUGGUUAUGAAAUAUGCACAAUAGCAAACCAAGUCCGAGGAAAAUUCAGGCUGUAAACUUAAGAAUGUCUAUUGCCAGUAAGUUUGGAAUAUGUCCUUGCCAGGUUCUAAGUAUAUAGUGUAAUUUGUUCAUCUCAGGUUUUGUUCUUCAGGGAUGUGAUCAUAUUCAGAAUCUUAGCAGCUGUAGAGGGGCAUGGUGACCCGCUUGUAAGCAGCUUCAGUUUGAUCUGCAGAGUUCUGUCCCCUUGACAUGCUGAUGUUAUUGAUCUUCGGUUGGAUUGUUGUUUCUAGGUUUGUCAUCACCAUGACUCCCUGAUUUCACCAAAAUUAUAAAUGUCUUUGACCUACGUUGCUUUGCAGAUGAAAUUUACAUGGGAGAGAACUGGCAUACUGUUUAAACGAGCGUAAAAUAUGUCUGAUUCACUCACAGAGCAGCUGAGUGUUAGAAAACAUGAAGUACUGUUAUCACUGAAUGUGAAAAAUUGCUAACUAUUAACUAUAUGUAUAUGGAAAUUUAAACUUAAUUUAAAUAAUUGUACUUAAGUUUUCCGAUAUGACUAGUUUUAUACAGUAUAUUUUUAUGAAUAUCUGUCCAUGAAAAUUCUAUUGUAAAACUAUUUGAAGAAAAUGAAAUGUAUAUAAAAUAAUAGCAUUUCUUAAUUCUGUUUCUCUACACAACCAAUCUGCUGUCCCAUAAUGGAUCAAACCAUUCACAGAAAUUCUUCAAAAGUUGUGCCAUAUUCAGGUUUUAAGGUGCGCUCAUCAUGACAAGGGUUGUCUCCCCUUACAGCUGUGCUGAAGUAUGUGUUUACUGUCGUAUUUCAUAUUGUCAAAAGUUGUCACAUUGCCCAGCUCAUUUGAUACUGCGUAAAGUAGUCAGUACAAAAGGUUUGCUGAUUUGUUUUGAAUCUUGAAUGAAAGUAAAGAGAGUCUUGUAUACUCCCCAUCAAAACUUUAGACUCACUAGUGUAAAUGUAGCCACUGACUUCAGUCAACUGUUCUGAACUAG